Molecule: messenger RNA, 951 nt
Organism: Dacryopinax primogenitus
Lineage: Eukaryota; Fungi; Basidiomycota; Dacrymycetes; Dacrymycetales; Dacrymycetaceae
Exons: 5
Coding region: 76-810 (244 amino acids)
Biological process (GO): regulation of microtubule polymerization or depolymerization; spindle assembly; protein localization to microtubule plus-end
Cellular component (GO): spindle midzone; microtubule plus-end; microtubule organizing center
Molecular function (GO): microtubule plus-end binding
Source: RefSeq, a predicted model, not a curated record
CUCGACCUUAUCCUUCAUUUCCUUCUUGACCUCUUUCACACUCUUCUCAUCUGUGUAUAUUCUCGGAAAUACAAAAUGUCCGGCGGAGAAUCACGUACCGAACUUCUGCAAUGGCUGAAUGACGUCCUGCAUGUGAACUAUACCAAGGUUGAGCAAUGUGGGACGGGUGCAGCAUACUGUCAGAUCAUGGAUUCCAUCUACGGUGAUGUUCCUAUGUCGAAAGUCAAGAUGAACGCAAGGCAGGAGUACGAAUACCUCAAUAACUUCAAGGUUCUGCAGAACGUGUUCAAAGCAAAGAAGAUCGACAAGCCUAUUCCGGUGGACAAGCUGGUCAAGUGCAAGAUGCAGGACAACCUUGAGUUCCUUCAGUGGAUUCGGAGAUAUUGGGAGCAAAUGUACGGUGGGCAGCCGUAUGAUGCUAUUGCGCGACGAAAGGGACAGCCUGGUGAACCCGCAGCGCCGGCGUCUUCUCGUCUCACGUCAUCGUCGAGCGCCCGCCCUACAGCGAGAGCAACCAGCGCUGCACGUGGAACAUCUCCUGAGAUUGUGCUCCAGCUACAGACUCAAGUCAGGGAGCUGCAGACGAAUAUGGAGGGACUUGAGAAGGAACGGGACUUCUACUUCGGCAAACUCCGCGAUAUCGAGAUCCUCGUACAACAGCAAGCGGAUGCACUUGCGGCGGAAGGGAAAGACGAUGACGUGCUAAAAGAGAUCCAGAAGAUUCUUUAUUCGACCGAAGAAGGUUUCGAGGUGCCUGAGGGUGCUGAGGGUGAGGGCGAGGUCGUCGGCGAUGAAGAAGAGACUUUCUAGUGAAAGUCUAUCUAUUCUAUCCACAUCAUUUCAUCUCGUCUUCCCAUCAUAUCCCUUGUAUCCUUCGAUGACCCCAUACCUGAAGUAACGUAAACAUAUAGUGUUGUGACACGUGUAAUCCGCUACAAUGCUAUAGAUCGG